AUGAGAUGCUUCCCCAUGCCAACCCGCCAUCCAAACGGAAACCCUUAUCCAAUCCCUCGCUCCGCUUCAGUAGACCUCCCUUCGCCUCCCCCUACGUUCGCCGGCCUGACAGACGACGACCCGUCACACCUCGACCCCUUCCUCUCGACUCCCGAGGAUGUGCGGAAACAUCUCGCGAGGCUGAAGAAGCAGAAGAAGCCGUACACAAUGGACCUGACGAUCAUGGCGGCCAAGAAGAAGGUGCACAAGAGCGCGUGUAUACGCGACCGGUGUAAGAGGCGGUUCAGGGAGGCGGUGAGGAUGGUUGUCGUACGCGGAGCGCGGAAGGAUGAGACUGCGCCGGGAAGAAUCGCGGUCAGCAAGGAGGUUGUCGGCGAGACGGGCCCGAGGAAGUGGUUGAUGGCUGGUUACUGCUACGUUGUCACGAUCGACCUUGAGAUGUACCGACAUCCUCUACCGGACCUCGUCGAGCACGUCCGGACCGCGCUGACAAGCCUGAAGCGGCGAGCGGAACAGGCUACGCUCGACGCGCAACUGGACGACCUGGAGAUCUCGCCGCCCGCGAGAGAGCCGGACGACCUGCAAGGCUCUCAUUGA
Messenger RNA from Rhodotorula toruloides NP11, 597 nucleotides. RefSeq lists its product as uncharacterized. The transcript is spliced from 3 exons. Lineage: Eukaryota; Fungi; Basidiomycota; Microbotryomycetes; Sporidiobolales; Sporidiobolaceae. The coding region runs from base 1 to 597 and encodes 198 amino acids. The record is from RefSeq and is a predicted model, not a curated record.